Messenger RNA from Penicillium waksmanii, 561 nucleotides. RefSeq lists its product as uncharacterized. NCBI's taxonomy places the organism in Eukaryota, Fungi, Ascomycota, Eurotiomycetes, Eurotiales, Aspergillaceae. The coding region runs from base 1 to 561 and encodes 186 amino acids. The record is from RefSeq and is a predicted model, not a curated record. The transcript has 3 exons.
AUGCCACCUGAGACUGCCACCGAGAAAGACUACCGUUUCAUGGCGGAGUGUUUUAAAAACAUCGAUCACACUCGAGGCAAGGUCGACAUGGUUAAAGUGGCCGCCGCAAUGGGGUACGGCAACCCUCGCUCUGCCGGAAACAGGUACAAAGUUCUCAAAACAAAGCACGGAUUCGCGACGGACUGCUUCUUUACCGGCUCGACUGGAGCCGCCCUGACCUCGCCCAAGAAAGGGAUUCCUCGGGCCAAGAAGACCCCAAUCAAAAAGGGGAAACAGGGUGGAGACGAUAAUGACGAUGAUCUGACUGAAGAUGAGAACGUCGGCAUCAAAGAGGAAAAGAAUGCCGAGGGUGAAGCGUUCAGUUCUGAUCCUACUACCCAGGAUGAAGCCACCCUGAGUUCGCCCAAGAAGAGGGGUUCUCGAGCCAAGAAGGCAGCAGUCAAGAAGGAGGGGCAGGUUAAGGACGAGCAUGAUCUUGACCAGACUGAAGAAGAGAACGCCGAAAUCAAAGAGGAGGAGGAGGAAGAGAAGAAGGAUGUUGAGAGCGACGAAGAGAUCUAA